AUGGCUGGCAGCGUGACCCAGCAUGGGGCUUCUCACCCUGGAUACAGUCCCCAUAGUGCCCCGGGACCAGUGCCCACGCAAACCGACUCUAGGGACAAAUGGAGCAAAAAGAUGGAUUUUCUUUUAUCUGUUAUUGGCUUUGCAGUGGAUUUAGGCAAUGUUUGGCGCUUCCCUUAUAUUUGUUAUCAAAACGGCGGAGGAGCUUUCCUGAUUCCCUACAUCCUCAUGGCUAUCUUUGGAGGUGUCCCUCUCUUUUACAUGGAGUUGGCUCUGGGGCAGUUUCACAGAACUGGAGCUAUAUCCAUCUGGAAACACAUCUGUCCCAUUUUCAAAGGUAUUGGCUAUGCCAUAUGUAUAAUUGCCCUGUAUGUGUCCUUCUACUACAACACUAUUAUCGCCUGGGCUCUCUUCUACUUCUACUCCUCUUUCUCCACAACCUUGCCAUGGACACAUUGUGACAAUGUGUGGAAUACCCCUAACUGCACCAACUACUUUGGCCUGAAUAAUGUCACCUGGACCAACUUUUCCCGUUCUCCUGCAGAGGAAUUUUACACGAGAAAUGUUCUGGAAAUCCACGAGUCUGAAGGCCUCAUAAAUGUUGGCGGCAUUCGUUGGCAGCUGAUGCUCUGUCUGUUUCUUAUUUUUACAAUUGUGUACUUCAGCCUGUGGAAAGGAGUGAAAACAUCCGGGAAGGUGGUGUGGGUAACUGCCACCCUGCCCUACAUUGUGCUCUUCAUCCUAUUGAUCCGCGGGGCCACUCUGCCUGGAGCCUGGAGAGGCGUUGUGUUCUAUCUGAAGCCGCAGUGGGAUAAACUGCUUGAGACCAGCGUUUGGGUGGAUGCAGCUGCUCAGAUAUUUUUCUCUUUGGGACCUGGUUUUGGGGUGCUUCUGGCUCUAUCCAGUUACAAUCCUUUUACAAACAACUGUUAUAGAGAUGCCAUUGUGACCAGCUUGGUGAACUGCUUCACAAGCUUUGUGUCAGGUUUUGUCAUCUUUACUGUUUUGGGCUACAUGGCAGAGAUGAGAAAGGUGGAGGUGGAGGAGGUAGCCAAAGAUAAAGGCCCAAGUUUGCUGUUUAUUACCUACCCAGAAGCCAUUGCCAACAUGAUGGGAUCAACAUUUUUUGCCAUCAUCUUUUUUGUGAUGAUGAUAACAUUGGGUCUUGACAGUACAUUUGGUGGGCUGGAGGCUAUCAUUACUGCCGUCUUAGAUGAAUAUCCAGAAUAUUUCUCUCACAGACGGGAGCUUUUUGUGCUGGGAUUAGUAAUCGUCUGUUUUUUGGGCUCCCUUAGUACACUUACAAAUGGUGGGGCCUAUGUAGUUAAACUGCUGGAAGAGUUUGGAGUUGGCUGCUCCAUUAUUGCAAUUGGUUUUCUGGAAGCUAUUGCAGUUUCAUGGUUUUAUGGUAUUCAGAGAUUUAGCAGUGAUGUCGAGGCUAUGCUGGGCACAGCCCCAGGUUUAUUUUGGAAGGUUUGCUGGGUGGCCAUCAGUCCAGCAUUUCUAGCUUACAUUAUAGUGAGUUCUCUGCUAAAACCUCCAUCCCUCACACUUUUCGACUACGUGUACCCGGAUUGGAGUAUCACGGUGGGCUACAUUAUUGGGCUUUCCUCUUUUAUAUGGGUGCCAGUGUACAUGGUCUAUAAGCUCGUGUGGACUCCUGGGUCACUCAAACAGAGAUUGGCUGUGUGCUUGAGACCAGAGCGGACCAUCCCAGACAUUCACACAGACAACCUGCACAUGGUCAAUGUGCCAUAG
Messenger RNA from Periophthalmus magnuspinnatus, 1755 nucleotides. RefSeq names its product solute carrier family 6 member 4b (gene slc6a4b). Gene Ontology annotation, cellular component: neuron projection; membrane. Bases 1 to 1755 code for a protein of 584 amino acids. The record is from RefSeq and is a predicted model, not a curated record. NCBI's taxonomy places the organism in Eukaryota, Metazoa, Chordata, Actinopteri, Gobiiformes, Gobiidae. Gene Ontology annotation, molecular function: serotonin:sodium:chloride symporter activity; serotonin binding. The transcript is spliced from 13 exons. Gene Ontology annotation, biological process: serotonin uptake; sodium ion transmembrane transport.